This is a messenger RNA of Ipomoea nil (Japanese morning glory), 963 nucleotides long. RefSeq names its product LOB domain-containing protein 12-like. The coding region runs from base 172 to 660 and encodes 162 amino acids. The record is from RefSeq and is a predicted model, not a curated record. NCBI's taxonomy places the organism in Eukaryota, Viridiplantae, Streptophyta, Magnoliopsida, Solanales, Convolvulaceae. The transcript is spliced from 2 exons.
UUAAAUUUUUUUAGAUAUUUCUACUAAAUAAGUGUAGGAGUCUCUGGACUCUCUUUGUUCACCUGAUUAGCUAGCUAGCUUGCUGGAGUGUACAGAACUGAAACUUGUGAAUAUAUAUACCUUCAGGUACGUAUUGUUUCUGCAUCAUAUAUUAUCUUGCAUAUAUAGCAAAUGAUGAGUUCUACUUCUAGUAACAAGAACAGCAUUAUGCCAUGCGCUGCAUGCAAGCUUUUACGUCGGCGAUGCACCAAAUAUUGCAUUUUCUUGCCCUAUUUUCCCCCCACUCACCCAGAGAGAUUUGCUGCUGUUCAUCAGAUCUUUGGUGCCAGCAAUAUCACCAAGAUGUUGCAGGAAGUGCCUGUUGAUAGUAGAGCAGAUGCAGUGAUGAGCAUGGUGUAUGAAGCCACAGCAAGGCUGAGGGACCCUAUCUAUGGCUGCGUUGGUAUCAUUUCUAUCCUGCAAAAGAACGUUUUCGAGUUACAAUCCAAGCUAAACGAAUCAGUUGCGGAGACAAUGGCCCUCAAAACCCAGCUCUCCAAUGUCCUCUCAUCAAGCCUCCUCUAUGAUCCUGCACUUCCAGACACCAUGCUUCUAACAUCUGACCUAUCAAACUCAUCACAACCUGCAGAAUUCCUCAAUCCCGAGCCUUACAUCGUCUAGAGGUGGCCAUUUCCCGGGACCCUUUGCCCUCUACAAGGCGGUCGUCUAGAGGUGGCCAUUUCCCGGGACCCUUUGCCCUCUACAAGGCGGUCCUGGGAAAUCCCUGGCCCUGCUAGCCUCGAGUCGAUUCAGGAUUGGUUUGGUCCUGAACCAACCCGUGGUCACAGUGUACUUGUGCUUAUAAAUGAGUUUCUGCUAGGAUAUUGGUCCCACGACUAUUUGACUAUUUUUACAUUUGGUUCCUGACUAUUAACUUUUCUACAUCUGGUUUCACAACCUUUUAAAAUCUUGCUAGUUGCUACA